UUCGGUGUCUGCCAUGAUGACAACCGUCAGGCUAGCAUCUUGAUAUCAGGAAUCUAGACCUUACUAUAGGUCAAAGAAGCAUACUUGUUAAUCCACCCACAGACACCACGUUUCGGCAUGUGACGCGCAAUUCACUCGUCCUGGUAAUGUCCGGUUUGCCUCGAUCUGUGUGUGGCUUUGACCACUCGUUCGUAGGUCCAGACAUUACAUUCACGAGUUCUUUGAACGUGUUAUCUUCGAUCCAACAACACAACUGGGGCCCACCGCACAUGCAAUUCAUUAACUCGACCUAACACCAACUAUUUACCCCGCUACCCCACCAACAACACCACAUCACAAUGCCCCACCAUCAUCACCAUCACCACGACGAAGAGCACGCAGAGGCGCACAACCACGUUCACGACCACAGCGAUGACAUCACCCCGGCGCUGCAAAACAUCCUCUACGAACAGAUCGACUUCAGCAAACUGCAUACGCUGAACGAGGAAGACUCCAACAGCGGCCGCGCAAUAUGCCAGAAGACAUGGGAACAGCGAAUGACUCCCGAGCCUGAGCUGAAGAGCAGCACAGAUGAGCAGCUGCUUAUGAUAGUCCCCUUCACAGGCCAAGUUCGUCUUCAUAGCAUACUGAUUCGCACCUCGGACUCGCCCUCGUCCCCCCGCACCUUGAAGGUCUUCGUCAACGCCGAUCAUAUGGACUUCGAGACGGCGAGCGAGAAGCCGCCCACGCAAGAGCUCACCAUCUCGCGGACCUCGGAAGUGCAGGAGAUUCCGGUCAAACGCGCAUACUUCAACACGACGCGCAGCUUGGCGCUCUUCUUUGAAGACAACUGGAGCGGUGGCGACGAGGAUGUUACGCGUAUCAGCUACUUGGCUUUCAAAGGGGACUUCAUGAAGCUGAACAAGGAGCCGGUUAGCGUGCUGUACGAGGCAGCGGCGAAUCCGCAGGAUCAUAAGGCUAUCGUGGGUACGGAGAUGGGCGUAGGAAGGCAGAUACAGUAG
Molecule: messenger RNA, 1001 nt
Organism: Westerdykella ornata
Lineage: Eukaryota; Fungi; Ascomycota; Dothideomycetes; Pleosporales; Sporormiaceae
Product: DUF1000-domain-containing protein
Exons: 2
Coding region: 339-1001 (220 amino acids)
Cellular component (GO): nucleus
Source: RefSeq, a predicted model, not a curated record